This is a messenger RNA of Ceratitis capitata (Mediterranean fruit fly), 2322 nucleotides long. RefSeq names its product probable citrate synthase, mitochondrial (gene kdn). The transcript is spliced from 6 exons. Gene Ontology annotation, biological process: citrate metabolic process; carbohydrate metabolic process; tricarboxylic acid cycle. The record is from RefSeq and is a predicted model, not a curated record. Bases 156 to 1541 code for a protein of 461 amino acids. NCBI's taxonomy places the organism in Eukaryota, Metazoa, Arthropoda, Insecta, Diptera, Tephritidae. Gene Ontology annotation, cellular component: mitochondrial matrix.
UACUACUAGGCAGUAAGUUUAGCAGUUUAGUCAAUCAGUCAGUCUGUUUGGUAAACUCAAGUGCGAUUCUUGUGCUUGUGCUGUGUACGGUUUAGUGGCAGUGCAAAAUCCGAUUUGAGUUAAGAUUUACACGCGGCUGCUGAUACAUUUGGAAAAUGUCGAUUUAUCGUAUUUCAACGCGUAAACUGCCCGAAGCGCAGAAAUUAAAUGGCCUUCUAGUGCGUUUUAUCUCUGCCGACUCGAGCUUGCGUGAUGUGCUCGCUGCUAAAAUUCCAGCAGAACAGGAACGUGUAAAGAAUUUCAGGAAGCAAUAUGGUGCUACCAAAACCGGUGAAACCACAAUUGAUAUGAUGUAUGGUGGUAUGCGCGGCAUCAAGGGUCUCGUUUGUGAAACCUCUGUUUUGGAUGCAGAUGAAGGUAUCCGUUUCCGUGGUCUCUCCAUUCCUGAAUGCCAAAAGGUAUUGCCUAAAGCCGAUGGUGGCGAGGAGCCAUUGCCCGAAGGUCUCUUUUGGUUAUUACUUACUGGCGAAGUACCAACAAAGUCACAAGUCAAACAAUUGUCCAAGGAAUGGGCCGAACGUGCUGCACUGCCACAACAUGUUGUAACCAUGCUGAACAACAUGCCCACUACCUUGCACCCAAUGUCACAAUUCGCUUGCGCGGUCACCGCAUUAAACCAUGAUAGCAAAUUCGCUAAAGCCUAUUCAGAGGGUGUGCAUAAGACCAAGUACUGGGAAUACGUUUACGAGGACAGCAUGGACUUGAUUGCCAAAUUGCCUGUCGUUGCCGCAACCAUCUAUUGCAAUACCUACCGUGGCGGCAAAGGCUCAAAGUCGAUCGACUCCAGUCAGGAUUGGUCCGCCAACUUUGUUAAGAUGUUGGGCUAUGAUAAUCCCAAAUUCACCGAGUUAAUGCGACUCUACUUGACCAUCCACAGUGAUCACGAGGGUGGUAACGUUUCUGCACACACUGUACACUUGGUUGGAUCUGCGUUGAGCGAUCCCUACCUCUCUUUUGCUGCCGGUAUGAAUGGUUUGGCUGGCCCUUUGCACGGCUUGGCCAAUCAGGAAGUAUUAGUAUGGUUGCGCAAAUUGCAAAAGGAAUUGGGUGCUAAUCCAUCUGAGGACGAAUUGAAAGACUACGUCUGGAAGACUUUGAAAUCCGGACAGGUUGUUCCUGGUUAUGGUCAUGCUGUGCUCCGUAAAACCGAUCCUCGCUACACCUGUCAACGUGAGUUCGCACUUAAACACCUGCCUAACGAUGAUCUCUUCCAAUUGGUAUCGAAGAUCUACAAGAUUGUUCCACCAAUCCUUACCGAAACCGGCAAGGUCAAGAACCCAUGGCCAAAUGUAGAUGCUCACUCUGGUGUGCUGCUCCAAUACUAUGGCAUGAAGGAAAUGAACUACUACACCGUGUUGUUCGGUGUUUCCCGUGCCCUUGGUGUGUUAGCUUCAUUGAUCUGGGAUCGUGCCUUGGGUCUGCCAAUCGAGAGGCCCAAAUCCCUCUCAACCGACCUCUUGAUGAAAAUGGUGCAAAAGUAAAUGAAUGAAAGGUGUUUAAAAGCGACAGAGAGAUGCAGAGUUAAUGUAAAAUGUGGAAAUUACCAAAAAGUUAUACGUAUAAAUCGAGAAAUAGUUUUUAUUAGAAAAAGUGGGAGAAAGUAGCAAAUGAUGCAGAGAAUAAGCUUAGUUGAAUACAGUUGUAAUUCUUUAUUGUUAUUCACGGAAAACAACAACAAAAAUUAAUAAUUUUAUAGCAAACAUCAAGAGAAGAGACACAGCAUGCAGCAAGAAGCACUACACCACAAACAAAUUAAAGCGCUUUUAUUUUUAACUUAAUUAUUAUUAAAUUUAUUGCGUGCCACGAGCAUUAGAUUUAAACCACGAUUAAUGAAGGCAUACAAUAAAAAUAAAACGAGCAGCUACCAUCAGCAUUAACAACAGUUAGCAAUGCCUUUAAGAAAAUAAUUUCCACUUAAAUACUCUUCAAAAGCGUUGUUUUCGGCCAAAAUUGCUCAUCUACAAACACAAAAAAGUAUGAUAUUAAAUUACUUUAAAGCAAAUAAUUUGUUUUAAAUAAAUAAGUUUAUCGUAGUAACAAUUCCCCAAACUUCAUCUGCAUAGAAAGUGACGCAUUAAGAAUAUAUUCUAUAUAUACAUACAUAUAUAUGACUAUAAAAGAACAAGUAUAACACACAAGUAUCUUGUGAAACGGCAUUACUACUUUUUGAGGUGUUAAAAUUCGAAGGAAUAAAAAUAAUAAUUGUAUUCGAGGAUAAGUGAAAGCUACAUACAAUAAAGAAAAAAAAUAUAUGAAAAUCUA